This is a messenger RNA of Cylas formicarius (sweet potato weevil), 1158 nucleotides long. RefSeq names its product protein krueppel-like (gene Kr). The transcript has 2 exons. The record is from RefSeq and is a predicted model, not a curated record. Gene Ontology annotation, cellular component: nucleus. NCBI's taxonomy places the organism in Eukaryota, Metazoa, Arthropoda, Insecta, Coleoptera, Brentidae. Bases 1 to 1158 code for a protein of 385 amino acids.
AUGCCUUUGCUACAAGAGAGCACACCGAAGAGAGAUAUCCUCAACGGCAAGGAAAUGAAAGUGGAACCGGAAGAAAACCCCCUCAACUCUCCGUUUCCACCGGUGGGUUACCCAGCCUUUCCCGGCGCAUCGAUGUUUACCCCCUCGCAGCUCCUGAUGGCCAGCCAACUGAUGGCAGCUUCGGGACUGUCAAUUUCGAAUCCCGCUUUCUUCCAUCCCGGUCUCUUGCCGCUUGCCUGGCCUCCCAACUCACCACCGUCUCCUCCCACCAGUACCGAGCAACUCUCUCCCGCUCAGAAAGUGAGAAAACUAAAUAACAACAACAACGUCGUGAGCAGUAGCACGCAGAUCGACGUAAAAAUUCGGAAAUGGAAGACGGAAGAGCCGUUACCUUCUCCUACGAGUAGCGUAUCACCUCCCUCGGGAGGGGACGGGAAGGAGGCGAAUAAAGAUAAACAAUUCACUUGCGGCGUGUGCAAUAGGUCGUUCGGUUACAAACACGUUUUACAGAACCACGAGCGAACUCACACCGGCGAAAAGCCUUUCGAAUGUCCCGAAUGUCAUAAAAGAUUCACCAGAGAUCACCAUCUGAAGACCCAUAUGCGUUUGCAUACGGGCGAGCGUCCGUAUCAUUGCGAUCACUGUGAUAGACAAUUUGUCCAGGUUGCCAACCUUAGGAGGCACUUGAGGGUUCAUACUGGUGAACGGCCUUACUCUUGCGAUCACUGCUCCGCGAAAUUUUCUGAUUCUAAUCAACUCAAAGCGCACGUAUUGAUCCACACCAACGAAAAACCAUUUUCAUGUGAUAGGUGUCACAGUAGAUUCCGUCGAAGGCAUCAUUUGAUGCACCACAAGUGCGGAAUGGCUUCCGAAACUGACACAACACUGGAUAUGGAGGAACCGGAAGAGGAGACGAGACCAAGACGUGUCCUCCACCCUCCAAAUACUCCCUUGAUGAGUCUCCCUCUACAGGUGGCGUUACCUGAACAGACCGAGCCAGAGGACCUCAGUAUGAGCACCGGCAUGAACUCGAACAGUAGCGGGGUAGGUUCUCCCAUGUCCAGGAGCCAUAGUUCUCGGGAGGACCUUGAAGAAGAGGAGCUGGACCCUCACGAAUCGGCGUCGUUUUUUUUACAAAAGAGGCCGCUGAGUCACUAG